UUACCGCGACCGCGAGCGGCGGGCAGUCACGUGACGCGACGGCUGGGGCUCCCGGCGCGGGGGACGCUGGUGGCCAAGAUGGCGGCGGAGCUGGUGGAGGCCAAAAACAUGGUGAUGAGUUUUAGAGUCUCUGAUCUCCAGAUGCUUCUUGGUUUUGUUGGCCGAAGUAAGAGUGGACUUAAACAUGAACUUGUCACCAGGGCGCUACAGCUUGUCCAGUUUGACUGCAGCCCUGAAGUCUUCAAGAAAAUUAAGGAACUCUAUGAGACUCGAUAUGCCAAGAAGAGCUCUGACCCUGUACAACCCCACCGGCCUUUGGACCCACUCUCCAUACAUUCUUCCUAUGACCGGGGAAGUACUGUCCCCAGGACUUCUAUUUCUACUCCUAACAUUGACUAUCCUGUGCUAUAUGGGAAAUAUCUAAAUGGACUUGGACGAUUACCCUCUAAAGUUGUCAAGCCAGAAGUCCGCCUGGUGAAACUGCCCUUCUUUAACAUCUUGGAUGAAUUGCUGAAGCCAACAGAGUUAGUCCCACAGAAUAGUGAGAAGCUGCAGGAGAGCCCAUGCAUUUUUGCGUUGACGCCGAGACAAGUGGAACUGAUCAGAAACUCCAGGGAGUUGCAGCCUGGAGUGAAAUCAGUUCAAGUGGUACUAAGAAUCUGUUACACAGACACUAGCUGUCCCCAGGAGGAUCAGUACCCUCCUAACAUUGCCGUGAAAGUCAACCACAGCUAUUGCUCAGUCCCGGGCUACUAUCCAUCAAAUAAACCUGGAGUGGAGCCAAAACGGCCCUGUCGUCCCAUUAAUCUCACACACCUCAUGUACCUAUCUUCAGCAACAAACCGAAUCACUGUCACCUGGGGGAAUUAUGGAAAGAGCUACUCAGUGGGUUUAUACUUAGUACGGCAACUGACCUCAUCAGAACUGCUGCAGAGGUUGAAAACUAUUGGAAUUAAACAUCCAGAGCUCUGCAAAGCACUUGUCAAAGAGAAGUUGCGUCUUGAUCCUGACAGUGAAAUCGCUACCACAGGUGUCCGAGUGUCUCUCAUCUGUCCGCUAGUAAAAAUGCGACUCUCCAUGCCUUGCCGGGCUGAGACAUGUGCCCACCUGCAGUGCUUCGAUGCAGUAUUCUACCUCCAGAUGAAUGAGAAGAAACCUACUUGGAUGUGUCCUGUGUGUGACAAGCCAGCCCCCUACGACCAGCUGAUCAUAGAUGGCCUCCUAUCCAAGAUCCUAAGUGAGUGUGAGGAUGCAGACGAGAUCGAAUAUCUGGUGGAUGGUUCCUGGUGUCCUAUCCGAGCUGAGAAGGAGAGGAGCUGCAGCCCUCAGUGCCCAAUCCUUGUCCUUGGGUCUUCUGAUGUGAACGGGCUGUUACCCACCCCCAAUGGGAACAGUGAAAAUGGAAAGCCAACCGCUGAUGUGGUGGACCUCACACUGGACAGCUCAUCCUCAGAAGAGGAAGAAGAGGAGGAGGAGGAGGAAGAAGAAGAUGACGAUGAAGAAGAUGGCCCCCAACCCAAACGCCGCUGCACGUAUGAAAAAGGUCUAGUCUCCGCCUGCUGACUGGGGCCUGGAGCGAGCAUUGUCCUCUGGGGACAGACUUGAAUACUCUGGUGCUUACAAAACUGGGAGGGAGGCAGGUUGGUUGGGGCGAGGGGUGUGGAGGGAGGAGGGAUUUUUUCCCCACCCCCUUACCACAUUCUUCCUCUUCAGUUUCUUUGGACUUUACUAUACAAAGCUAACGAUUUAAAAGCAAGCAAACAAAAUACACACACACACACACACACACCACACAAAGCAACAAAAUUGAGCUGCUUCCCAGUUGGAAAAAAAAAAAAAAAAAGACAAAUUUGAGCCUGGAGGAAGGAGUGGGGCACCCAGGCUGGUUUAGCGGAUCCCAUUGAGUCCACCUUGCAUGGGAGGCAGUUGCCCAGGAAGAGACUCCCAGCCCUGGUCAGCCAUCCCUCUCUGCCUCUAUUCCCCCCUCCCCCCCAUCCCAACUGACCAUGUCUCCAUUCCAGGCCAUCUCCAAAGUUCCAUGCAUUUCUCUCUUGUUGAAUAACCAUUCCUGACUGUCUACAUGCCUUGCUGGGUCUUUGGAUGAUUGGGGAGGGAUGGGGGCGGGGAUGGGACUAUGGCGGCUGAUGGAACCUAGCAAGGUUUGGGGAGGGGCACUUUGUUGGGGAGUUUGGGGAGGGAUUGGGGGGGAAUGGAACGGGAUGGGGGCAGGGAAGAUAUAGAAUUCCUGAGACAAGCUGUUCCUACUGGGAACACCCACGGCUCUGCACCUCAUGGAAACCAACACCCAUUUUUGAAACCUUUUAAUCAAAUCUGAAGAUGAUGUAGAAUUUCUUCGUAGUGAAUCAUUUUAGUUGAGAAGAAGCCAUGGUGAGGGGUCGGGGAGGGAGGUUGUGAAGGGUGGGGGAGGGGGAAGGGUUUAAGCCACAGAGCUGUUGUAUUUCUGAAAGUGCAAUAACUUGGCAUUUUGAAGAUAGAAGCACGUAGACGAGUUUCCCUUUGGAAGGAAGCUUCCAUGGUCAGUGGGAGGCUCCGAGGUGACCAGCCCACUGGGAUGGAGGAGAGCAGAGGGGGAGGGGUCAGGUGGGGGGCAAGGUGGGAAAUGAGGCCCUUCAAGAAUGCCAGGUGUGGAAAUUCUCAGUUUCUAGCCAGCUACCUCGGUAACUCCAAUUCAGGUUUAUUUCAGUACGAAACAGUGCAGACACCCACCACCGGCUCUGUCCCCGUGUUGGUGACAAGAUGAAGGGUGGGGAUGUCGGGGAGGGAAGCAGCCACAAGUUCCUGGACUUCUCUGUGCAUCUCUCUCUUUCUCUCUCUCUCUCUUUCUCUCUCUCUUUCUCUCUCCUGCUCAGUACUCUGCCCUAAAACAGGAGCCCAUGCCCUAAAACAGGAGCCCACGGCUUGCUGUGGAGGGGGGGAGGGAGGAGAAAGGGAGGCAGAAGAGGGUUGUUUUUUGUGUUUGUUUUGUUUUGUUUUGUUUUGUUUUAGGCUUUUGGUGUUUGGGGGGGUGGGGAGGGAGGGGUUUUGAGUCUACAAGCAGUUACAGGUUUCCCUCACAGUAGGAAUAUUGUUGGAAACUUCUUGCUGAAAUCUGGCUGACUUUGCUUUCCAGAGCCUGUCCCAGAGGUGGGACUUUGAGGGUGGGGGGGUCAGAGAGGAGGGAGAUGUGGGGCUGCCCCAUUUUUCCCUGCUUCUUACCACUCAGGUUGCCUGGAAACCAAAUGCAAUCAGGUGUGGAAGGUUCUUGUCCCAGGCUGGCUUUCUCUGGGCGCCCAGCAGCUGAACUCUUCUGUUCCAAGGCAGACGUUCUGCUCUCCAACCCCUGGCAUGUUUCCUGAGCUGGAGUAACCAAGUCAGACACUGGUCUAGGGUCUUCCUCUUGUCUUCCUCCUCUCCCCUCUUUCCCACUGGGAGGUGAGGAGCAGGCCUCCCCGUGCCACUUUCUACUCCUCUGAAAGCCCACCCCAAAAGGAGCACCUUCCAGAUGCCCGUUAGGAAGUCUGGGGGACGGGCAGGAGUAGAGGAGAGGAAGUGAUACAUCUAAAAUAAUUCCAGCAACCUAAAGCCAUCCGUCUACCUCCCCUUUCUCCUCUUUCUCUACCGGAAUCCUCAUAGAAUGGAUAGAAUGGGGCUGGGGAGGAGACACGCAGGUCCAGGAGAUGGAGACAAAGGUUCCUGGUGGAGACCCAGGGCUACCAGGGCCAUCCCUCGGUCCUGAUCUCACCCCGUGUGAUUGGCGGUGAGGGGAGUAGGACUGAGUGUGAUCCACCCCCACCCCCAGGCUGGGUGCUGCCAGGAGGAGGAGGGGCCUUUCCUCCCAAUCCUCUGAUGACUCACCCCGGAAACACAGAUGGGGAGGGGAGAGGGGAUGUGCUGGUUCCUGUUGGGAUUUCACUCCCCCACCCCCAAAGCUGGGCAGAGAUCCCCACCCAGCUGCUGAACUGUCACAAAGGGCACUCUGGGGAUCUCGGGAGCGGCACUGAAAUGGCCAGGGUUUCUCCAAGGUGGGAAAGGAGAGCCUUGGACUUGAUUUCCACCUGUUUUUCACGGUUUUCUUCGUUUCCUUUUCCUCCAGUCCUCCCUGCCUUUUUCCAAACUCAGAAUAAUUUUCCUUUAUAUAAACAACUCUCCUAGCAAGGAAGCAAUAUCAUUUCAGGUAACAAUGGGAAAUGUGGUAGAGCUCCAAUUAAGUUUUACUGUAUAAAAUCAGUUGCUCAGCUUGACUCCUCAGGAGCACUGGCAGCUCACGUCCAAUUUUUUCUAAUAUUUGUAUCCUAAUUUAAUUGUUUUUUAAAAAUGAAAAUAAAAAAGGUCUAGGCCAAGCCACUUAGAAACAUCAUGAUUCAGUUCCUGGUUUGGGUUGAUUUUUUUGGCCAGCUGUUCUGUACAUAUGUUUUCUUAUAUCCUCGUUUUGUUUUUGUAAAGAGAAAAAAAAAAAAGGAAAAAAAAACCCAAAAUAUUUUUCUUUCCCUUCCGUACACAUUCUUCAGAAUUCAAAAGUAUAGUGUUUUGUUAAAUAAAAGAUUUACAUUUCGA
Sarcophilus harrisii (Tasmanian devil) is the source of this 4554-nucleotide messenger RNA. RefSeq names its product protein inhibitor of activated STAT 4 (gene PIAS4). Gene Ontology annotation, biological process: protein sumoylation; regulation of transcription by RNA polymerase II. The transcript has 11 exons. Gene Ontology annotation, molecular function: zinc ion binding; transcription coregulator activity; SUMO ligase activity. The coding region runs from base 79 to 1563 and encodes 494 amino acids. The record is from RefSeq and is a predicted model, not a curated record. Lineage: Eukaryota; Metazoa; Chordata; Mammalia; Dasyuromorphia; Dasyuridae.